Messenger RNA from Miscanthus lutarioriparius, 1530 nucleotides. The record is from the annotation of a GenBank genome assembly. NCBI's taxonomy places the organism in Eukaryota, Viridiplantae, Streptophyta, Magnoliopsida, Poales, Poaceae.
AUGCUUCCGUCACUCCGGAAUCUCCUCCUCUUCGUCCCCUCCGUCCUCGUUCUCCUCGUCACCUCCGCCGCCGCCGUAUCCGUCUCCACCCCCGUCGAGCUCACAGGUAAGCACGCUUCCGUCUCCCACCCCACCAUCGAACCCCACAAAGCCCUAACCCUAACCCGCCCUGUCGCAGUCACUUCGCAUCCGCCGGCCUCCGUCAACCUCCCGCCCGCGCGACCCCUCUCCGGUGGCGAUGCCGCCGGGCCCUACUGCACGCGUGUUCUCCUCCAAGGCCGCCCCUCCCGCCUCCACGACCCGUCUCGCUUCUUCCACGCGCUUCGACUCCGCGCCAACGCCACCCGCCCCCACGGGCUCGAGCUCUGCUUCCACAGAAAUGCCACGGUGGGGCCGUGCAAGUGCGCCGCAUCCCAGUGGCAGAAGAUGCCCAAGAGCGGGCUCUGGAUGCAAGCCAUCUCACCGUACGACCACCGGAUUCUGGACUUCCGAAUGCCUGCUGAUCCUUCGAGGUCUGUUGUGGUGUCCACUGAGGAAGAGUUCUUGCUCCACAGGGUGGUGUUCUUUGUCCUAGGGUUGGUGCUCAUGGCGGUGGCACACACAUUGAGCGAGUCUGUGGUGUUCUACUAUGGUGGAGCAAUGACUAUCGGCAUUUUUCUUGUGAUACUGAUUAUACUCUUUCAGGGAAUGAAGCUUUUACCAACUGGUAGAAAGAGUUCUCUUGCUAUUUUCGCAUACUCCUCAGUUGUUGGCAUGACGACAUAUUUUCUUCACUAUUUAUCGGGUAUGCUGCGCUCAGUUCUUGUGGAAAUCGGGAUUGCUGAAGACAUGCAUAAUCCUCUUGGAAUAUUCGUUCUCGUAUGUGUCAUCUUAGCUGGAGCCUGGUUUGGUUACUGGGGUGUCCGUAAACUUGUCCUGGCAGAAGAUGGAUCUGUUGACGAGGGUGUGGCUUAUUUUGUUGAGUGGGCUAUCUUAAUUAUUUCAGCUGUUAUGAUCCUCCAGAGUUCUCUGGACUAUCUCUUUGCAUUUGCGGCUUUAGCCUUCUGUGUAAUCAUCAAAGCGAUUGCAAGAAUUGAGGGAAAGUCAAAAGUUUUACGCUAUAUAUUCGGGGGACUUUCUGAUGGAACCUCUAGUAAUCCAUCCCGUUAUGGAGAUUUGGAUGAAGACUAUUCUAGCAUGAAUGGAGGUCGCCAAGAUGGAUUUGGCAAGCUUCAUGGUGGAUACCAGAGACGUACACCAAGAAGAAACUCACCUUUUGCAGGCUCAGCAAAGACAUCGUCGCCAGGUAUUGCUAGGGACAGCUUCUAUUCUACAUUUCACACUACCCCAGAGAGGAGGAAAUUCUCAAAAGAGGAAUACGAAGCAUUCACGAGAGAGGAGACAAAGAAAGCUAUGAAGCAACUGUUGUCAUCACCGGAUUUCAACAGGUGGGCGUUGGCUAACUCAGACAGAAUAUCUGUGGCUCCACCAGGAGGAAGCUACAGCAGCAGCAACAGCCAGCAGCGGCAUCGUUUCUUGGGACUGUUUUGA